This is a messenger RNA of Penicillium lagena, 2880 nucleotides long. RefSeq names its product alanine--tRNA ligase. The transcript has 6 exons. Gene Ontology annotation, biological process: tRNA modification; alanyl-tRNA aminoacylation. Gene Ontology annotation, cellular component: mitochondrion; cytoplasm. Lineage: Eukaryota; Fungi; Ascomycota; Eurotiomycetes; Eurotiales; Aspergillaceae. The record is from RefSeq and is a predicted model, not a curated record. Gene Ontology annotation, molecular function: aminoacyl-tRNA deacylase activity; alanine-tRNA ligase activity; nucleic acid binding. The coding region runs from base 1 to 2880 and encodes 959 amino acids.
AUGGCCUCCAACGAUGGCCCCCAGUGGACGGCGCAGCGAGUGCGCGAUACCUUUCUGGACUAUUUCCAGCAAAACGGUCACUCCUUCGUUGCCUCCUCUCCUGUCGUGCCCCUAUCAGACCCAACGCUGCUUUUUACCAAUGCGGGCAUGAACCAGUUCAAAUCUAUCUUCCUGGGCACCGUCGACCCGCAGUCCGACUUUGCCAAGUUGAAGCGCGCCGUGAACUCGCAAAAGUGUCUACGUGCGGGCGGAAAGCAUAAUGAUUUGGAUGAUGUUGGAAAGGACAGUUAUCACCAUACCUUCUUCGAGAUGCUCGGUAACUGGAGCUUCGGCGACUACUUCAAGAAAGAAGCAAUCACCUACUCCUGGACUCUCUUGACCAAGGUCUACGGACUCGACCCGGACCGUCUCUACGUUACCUAUUUCGAGGGCGACGAGGCGGGUGGUCUGGAGCCCGACCUAGAGGCCAAAGAGCUGUGGAGGUCCGUGGGGGUCCCCCCAUCUCACAUUCUCCCCGGGAACAUGAAGGACAACUUCUGGGAAAUGGGUGACCAAGGCCCCUGCGGACCUUGCAGCGAGUUGCACUAUGACCGAAUCGGCGGACGCAAUGCGGCUCACCUGGUCAACCAAGACGACCCUAAUGUUCUCGAAAUCUGGAACAACGUGUUUAUCCAGUACAACCGCGAGUCGGAUCGCUCCCUGCAACCUCUCCCGAACAAGCACAUCGACACAGGAAUGGGGUUCGAACGUCUGGUGUCAAUCUUGCAAGAUAAAUCGUCGAAUUACGACACAGAUGUCUUCACCCCGAUUUUCGAAGCCAUUCGACAAGUGACUGGAGCUCGCGAGUACCAGGGCAAAUUCGGUGCCGAGGACGCUGAUGGGAUUGAUACAGCGUACCGGGUCGUUGCGGACCAUGUUCGGACCCUCAUGUUUGCCAUCUCGGACGGGGUGAUCCCCAACAAUGAGGGUCGCGGAUAUGUUAUUCGGCGGGUGCUACGCAGAGGCGCGCGGUAUGCUCGGAAAUACUUCCAGGUGGAUAUCGGAAAUUUCUUCUCAAGACUCGUACCGACGGUGGUAGAUCAGUUGGGGGGCAUGUUCCCUGAGCUGCAACGAAAGCAGCAAGAUGUCAUGGAGAUUCUGGAUGAGGAAGAGUUGUCAUUCGCUAAGACCCUGGAUCGGGGUGAGCGGCAGUUUGAGCAGUACGCUCAGCAAGCCAAGGUCAAGGGGUCCGAUCAACUACAUGGCGCCGAUGUCUGGCGGCUGUAUGAUACCUUUGGCUUCCCAGUCGACCUGACCCGCAUUAUGGCCGAGGAACGCAGCCUAAGGAUUGACGACACCCAGUUCGAAGAAGCAAGAUUGCGCGCUAAGGAAGCCAGCAAGGGCCAGAAAAAGGCUGCCACACACACAGUGAAACUUGAUGUCCAUGACCUCGGAAAGCUAGAGAAGAUGAACGACGUCCACAAAACGGAUGACUCUGCUAAAUUUGCCAAGGGCAACAUCACUGCUUCCAUCAAGGCGAUUUACCACGGAAAAACGUUUUACAAUAACACCGACAGUAUCCCUGAUGGAGAGCAGCUUGGCCUAAUUCUGGAUCGUACAAACUUCUACGCCGAACAGGGCGGUCAGGAAAAUGACACCGGUCGGAUUGUCAUCGAUGGACAGACAGAGCUGGAGGUUGGUGAUGUUCAAGUCUACGCAGGCUACGUGCUGCACACAGGCUUCAUGAAAUACGGGUCCUUUUCCGUGGGCGACACUGUCAUCUGUGAAUACGACGAACUUCGCCGUUGGCCCAUCCGCAACAACCAUACUGGCACCCACAUUCUAAAUUUCGCCCUACGAGAGGUUCUGGGGGAUGGUGUGGAUCAGAAAGGCUCCCUCGUGGCGGCCGAGAAGCUCCGGUUUGACUUCUCUCACAAGUCCGCCGUUUCAGAUGCAGAGCUGGAAAAGAUCGAAGCCAAGUCGACCGAGUAUAUCCGGCAGAAUUGCGCGGUCUACGCCCAAGAAGUUCCUCUGGCAACUGCCCAGCAAAUUUCCGGACUACGAGCUGUUUUCGGCGAGACUUACCCAGAUCCUGUCCGCGUCGUCUCCGUUGGGGUCGAACUGGAAGAAAUCCUGAAGGAUGUCAAGGACCCUCGAUGGAAAGAGGUCAGCAUUGAAUUAUGUGGUGGAACGCAUGUCCAGAAGACAGGUGAUAUCAAGGAUCUGAUUAUCUUGGAAGAAAGCGGCAUCGCCAAGGGUAUUCGUCGAAUCAUCGCCGUCACGGGCGAGGAGGCCCACGAGGUGCAGCGGGUCGCGGAGGAGUUUGGGAAACGCGUUGACCGACUGGAAGGCCUACCUUUCGGACCUGAGAAAGAGCAGGAUGCCAAGCAGAUACAGGUGGAUCUGAACCAACUCACCAUCUCUGCAAUCCAGAAGGCAAGGCUCCGGGAGCGCUUCCUUGCGAUCAACAAGAAGAUCCUCGAUGGACAGAAAGCGCAACAAAAGUUGGAGUCCAAGAAGGCGCUGGAAACCAUCACCUCCUACUUCGAGUCACCCGAUAACCAAGGCAAGUCUUGGUUGGUAGCUCGGCUUCCCAUCUCGGCCAAUGCCAAGGCCGUUAGUGAGUCUCUCAAUCACGUCAAAUCCAAAUUACAGAACAAGACGGUGUAUCUGCUGGCCGCAGACACGGAGCAAGGUCGGGUUGCGCACGGAUGCUACGUUUCCAAGGAGUUGAGUGACCAAGGCGCAUCCGCGAGCGAUUGGGCCGCUGCUGUCUCCAGCGCGGUUGGAGGCAAGGCGGGAGGCAAAGGACCGACGUCCAUUGGCAAUGGAACCAAUCCGGACAAGGUCGAUGAAGCCAUUUCGCUGGCUUCGGACUACCUGAGCAAAUUCAAGCUCUAG